AUGACAGGUUGGUUUGUGUUCCUCGUGGCAGUCGUCUUUCUCCUCUCAUCAUCAGCUGACGCAUGCGACCGAUGUCUUCACCUCUCUAAGGCUUCUUAUUUCACCUCUGCCUCUGCCCUCUCCUCCGGAGCUUGUGCCUAUGGCUCUUUGGCUACAGGUUUCUUCGCCGGUCACAUUGCUGCCGCCGUGCCUUCCAUCUACAAAGACGGCGCCGGCUGCGGAUCUUGCUUUCAGGUCAGAUGCAACAAUCCCAAGCUGUGUAGCACCAAAGGAACCACCGUGAUGGUCACAGACCUCAACAAGUCCAACAAGACCGAUCUCGUCCUCAGCAGCAGAGCCUUCAGGGCCUUGGCUAAGCCUGUUAUCGGCGCCGACAGAGAUCUUCUCAGACAAGGCAUUGUCGACAUCGAAUACCGCAGAGUUCCUUGCGAUUACGGAAACAAGAAGAUGAAGGUGAGAGUGGAAGAAUCAAGCAAAAAGCCUAAUUACUUGGCGAUUAAGCUCUUGUACCAAGGAGGCCAAACCGAAGUCGUAGCCAUCGACAUUGCUCAGGUGGGCUCGUCCAAUUGGGGUUACAUGACCAGAAGCCAUGGAGCCGUGUGGGUGACUGACAAAGUCCCCACCGGAGCUCUGCAGUUCAGGUUCGUGUUUACUGCUGGCUACGACGGUAAAAUGGCUUUGUCUCCGAGGGUUCUUCCGGCCAACUGGGAAGUUGGCAAGAUCUACGACGCCGGAGUUCAGAUCUCCGACAUUGCUCAGGAAGGUUGUGAUUCUUGCGACGAUCACAUCUGGAACUAA
Arabis nemorensis is the source of this 798-nucleotide messenger RNA. The record is from the annotation of a GenBank genome assembly. NCBI's taxonomy places the organism in Eukaryota, Viridiplantae, Streptophyta, Magnoliopsida, Brassicales, Brassicaceae.